Messenger RNA from Myzus persicae (green peach aphid), 822 nucleotides. RefSeq names its product putative nuclease HARBI1. The coding region runs from base 1 to 822 and encodes 273 amino acids. NCBI's taxonomy places the organism in Eukaryota, Metazoa, Arthropoda, Insecta, Hemiptera, Aphididae. The transcript is spliced from 6 exons. The record is from RefSeq and is a predicted model, not a curated record.
AUGGAAGAAUUAAUGGAAUUUAAUGAGUUUAUUGAUUUUGUUCAAUACUUAGAAGAACCUACACCAAGAAGAUAUUUAAGGGAUUUUGAAAAUCCAUUAGAAUUUUUUUCGGAUUUGGAAUUCUAUAAGAGAUACAGGUUUUCCAAAAAAACAGUAGUAGAUAUUUUGUUGGACCUGAUUUCAAAUAUAAGUCAUUCAAUUAAUCGAGGUUUACCAAUUCAUCCGAUCCUUCAGCUUCUAACUGCUUUAGGAUUUUAUGCAUCAUCAAAUUUUCAAAUAGUUAGUGGUGAUAUCAGAGGAAUUAGUCAAGCAACAGUAUCUCAUAUAAUUAAAAGAGUUUCAAAAAGUUUAGCAAGCCAAUGUAAACAUUAUGUUAAGUUUCCAAAUACAGCUGAAGAAUGGAGUUUAAUACAAGAGCAGUUUUAUAAAAUGUAUAAAAUGACAGGCAUUAGCGGAUGUAUAGACUGCACUCAUAUCAAAAUUCAAAAUCCUGGUGGUCCAGAUGGUGAAGUUUUUAGAAACCGCAAAGGAUAUUUUUCUUUAAACGUUCAAAAAUACCACGACCCAGAAGAUCUAAUCUUUACUUGCAAAGCCGUAAUUAGGCUUCUUAACAUUGUGAUUCAAUCCACUGAAAAAGGAGAAAUACACGAGAAAUCGCACGAGUAUGGCCUGACUUAUUGGUUUGUCAGGUUAGGAAUGCCAGUGCUAGAUCGUGAAACGAGAGACUCAUUUAAUCGAGAAUUGGAGCGUGAACGUGAAUAUGAUCGCCACGAAUUAGACCAAUCAGUUCAAAGGAAUGUUCCCCUGUUAAAUCACGAAUAG